Molecule: messenger RNA, 769 nt
Organism: Grammomys surdaster
Lineage: Eukaryota; Metazoa; Chordata; Mammalia; Rodentia; Muridae
Gene: Eif3k
Product: eukaryotic translation initiation factor 3 subunit K
Exons: 7
Coding region: 74-661 (195 amino acids)
Biological process (GO): regulation of translational initiation
Cellular component (GO): cytoplasm; eukaryotic translation initiation factor 3 complex
Molecular function (GO): ribosome binding; translation initiation factor activity
Source: RefSeq, a predicted model, not a curated record
UUCCGGUCCUCGCGUACUAAGCGAGGUCCCUGGUGUUCAACUCCAGCUGGGGCUGCAGAAGGCGACUGUGACCAUGGCGAUGUUUGAGCAGAUGAGGGCAAACGUGGGCAAGUUGCUCAAGGGUAUCGACAGGUACAAUCCUGAGAACUUGGCUACCCUGGAGCGGUAUGUGGAGACACAGGCCAAGGAGAAUGCCUAUGAUCUGGAGGCCAACCUGGCUGUCCUGAAACUGUACCAGUUUAACCCAGCGUUCUUCCAGACCACAGUCACUGCCCAGAUUCUGCUGAAAGCCCUCACCAACCUGCCCCACACCGACUUCACUCUGUGCAAAUGUAUGAUAGACCAGGCACACCAAGAAGAGCGGCCCAUCCGACAGAUCUUGUACCUCGGGGACCUGCUGGAGACCUGCCACUUUCAAGCCUUCUGGCAAGCCCUGGAUGAGAACAUGGACCUCCUGGAAGGCAUAACUGGCUUUGAAGACUCUGUCCGAAAAUUUAUCUGCCAUGUGGUGGGCAUCACGUACCAGCACAUCGACCGCUGGCUGCUGGCUGAGAUGCUCGGAGACCUGACUGCAAACCCCUAUGUGAGGAGGAGAAAGAGGCUAAUGCGCCCCCUGGUGGCCAAGUGGAGAAUGCGCUCCAGAACCCUGGCUUUGCCCUAAAGGAUGUCUUCCAAGCCUGCCGCUGUCCAGGCAAGAGUUGCGUGGAGCAGUUGGGCAAAGGGGGCUUGGCCUGGUUAGCCCCAACUCCCCCGCCUCCAAAGCCCCUGG